Molecule: messenger RNA, 6340 nt
Organism: Dreissena polymorpha
Lineage: Eukaryota; Metazoa; Mollusca; Bivalvia; Myida; Dreissenidae
Product: ubiquitin carboxyl-terminal hydrolase 25-like
Exons: 24
Coding region: 268-3837 (1189 amino acids)
Biological process (GO): regulation of protein stability; protein deubiquitination
Cellular component (GO): cytosol; nucleus
Molecular function (GO): cysteine-type deubiquitinase activity; cysteine-type endopeptidase activity
Source: RefSeq, a predicted model, not a curated record
UCUCACGUGCAUCCUGAGGUUGUCAACAUUGGGAAUCCAGAGAAUUUCUAAGUUAAUAAAUUCUUGUUUCGUGUUAAUUUAUUGAGAGAUUACGCGAGCUUCCAUAUUUGAUUCAUUACAGUUAUAUGAACUUUUUAUUCUGAGUGUACCGAAGUGACGACGUAAUCGUUUUCAUUUUUUUUAGUUUACAGAAGUGUGUGCUUCAAGUUGCAAGUGUAAACCUGAUCUCUGAAGUAUUGGCCAUUUGACAAUGUUACAUCUUUGACAAUGACAGUCGAACAACCUGCUCGAAGAGUUGGCCAGCCAACCAGGCCAUGUGACGAUCAUACUUACGCAAAAGUCAAAGAAGUAACUGGAAUAACUGAUCGAAAAUUGAUUGAUGAAGCUGUUAAUUCAUGUCGCAACCCAGAAGGGAAAUAUGAAGUCGCAGAAGUCAUCAGUUUUCUUAUUGCUGAUGAAAAACGUCAGAAAGGGGGAAAAAGGGGAUCUGGUAUCACAGUUGUAAGAGAAGAUGAAGCAGAUGCAGUUGGUCACCAGACAGUGAACCUCAAUAAAAAUGCUAAAACUGGAGGAGUGAUCGAUCUGACGAGUGUUAGCGACACAAAUGAGUCUGAUGACAUUCAAAAGGCCAUAGCAGCCAGUUUACAGGACAGUUCAGGCCCCUAUGUCCAGGAAUCCUCUGCUGGCAUCCUUGGUGGACAGGUGUCCAGAGAGGAGCAGGACAUUUCAAGAGUUUUGGAACAAAGCUUGAUAGAAAGCAAGGCAGGAACGAAGCGCAAGCGAGGGGACAUAUGGUUUGUGGAUCCCCUGAAUCCCCAUGAGAGAAAGCGGGUGGACAGUUGGCCCAUCGGCCUGAAAAAUGUGGGAAACACGUGCUGGUUCAGUGCUGUCAUUCAGUCCCUGUUCCACCUGAAGAGGUUUCGACAUCUUGUGUUGACAUACCAACCAAACAAGGAUGUUCAAGGCAGAAGUGAGGUUAAGCGAAAUCUCCGAUUCAUGUGCGAGUUGCGUCACCUGUUUGCGCUGAUGGUGGGCUCAAGGCGUAAAUAUGUGGACCCGAGCCGUGCUGUAGACAUACUCAAGGAGGCCUUCACGUCCAGUGUGGCCAGCAGUAGCAGCGUCAGUGAUAGUCAGCAGGAUGUCAGUGAGUUUCAACACAAACUUCUAGACUGGCUAGAGGACGCUUUCAAGGCUGCAUCUAGACCUUCCUCCCCUGAGGAGGGUGCAGAGAAAGCAGAGAAGGAGUGCUUACCCGGUGCUGACAAUCCCAUGGUUGACCUGUUUUAUGGUCAAUUCAGAGCAGAAGGGGUCAAUGAAGGCAAAGAUUUCUGUAACGAGGAGACGUUUGGUCAGUUCCCGCUGCAGGUGAACGGUUUCCGUGACAUCCAUGAAAGUCUGGAAGCGGCCACCGCCCUGAGAGAGAUAGAGACUGUCAGCAGCCAGACCGCAAUGAAAUCUGGACAAGAGCUGUGGUUCACCAGACUGCCACCAGUGUUGACAUUUGAACUGUCUCGGUUCCAAUUCAACCAGCAGUUUGGGCGGCCAGAAAAGAUACACAACAAAAUUGAGUUCCCGCAAGUCAUUUACAUGGAUAGGUACAUGGAUUGUAACCGCAAGCAGACUCGGGAGAGGAGAGAACGGGCCAAGAAGUUGAAAGAAGAGUUGUUGGCCUUACAGGGUAGACUCGACAAAUUUAUCAAUUACGGCUCGGGCAACAAGAGAUUCCCACUUCAAGAUGUGUUACUAUACGCACUGGAGUUUGCCAAGACCCGCCCUGAAGGUCCGCCUCGCAAGGUUGCAACCACGGCAACCGUAACAACAGAUGUGGAAAUGGAAUGUCUUUCACCCAAUACCAGUUCAAGCAUGAUGGUCGAUUCUCCAAUGAAGUCCCCUUCCGAUUCUUCCAUGUCAACUGUGACCUCUCCACAAGGUCACUCGUCACCAGAGAGCACAAAGGGCAACAGAUCAAAUGCAAUUGUGCUUAGUAACCAGUCUGUUACUGGUAUCCAUGGCAACAUAGAAGAUAGCCCAUCCUCUAGUAGUCAAUCUGCUACCUCUGUCCCUGAUUCCUCUGCCGUUCCAUCUCUUAUGUUGAUCAAUUCUGAAUCCUCUUCCAACUCCUUCAACCUGCCGGAUGUUUCCAUGGUAGCGGAAAGUAGGUCGUCACCGAUGAUCGUUGAAGAAGAAGUCUCUACACCACAUCCAAAGCAUGUUUCUGAUAAUGAACUCUUGGUGCUUCAAGAUUGCUUGCAUAGAUGGAGAACAGAGGUGGAGAAUGACGUGAAAGAGUUGCAAGAUGGAAUCAGCCUACUGGAAAGUUCCAUCAAUAAAAUGUAUAGUGAUGAGUCUAUGACACAGCAUCCAUACCACCUGCAUGCAGUUCUGGUGCACGAAGGUCAGGCAGCGUCGGGCCACUACUGGGCCUACAUCCACGAUGCCGGCACCGACAAGUGGCUCAAGUUUAACGACAUUGCAGUUAGUGAUGCAUCCUGGGAAGAGCUGGAGAAGGAGUGCGUGGGCGGCUACCAUAACGCCAGUGCCUACUGCCUCAUGUACAUCGAUAAGAGGCGCAUUGAUGAGGACUCCAUGUCUGGCAACCAGAGUGCCUGCAUAAGUCAGGAUCUUGAGAAUCUCCCAGAUGACCUCAAGGAACUGGUAACCAAUGACAACCAACAGUUUUCAGAUGAGAUUGAGAGAUGGGACCGUGAGGCGGCACGUAAAGCAGCCGGGGGCGGGGAUACAGAUGUAGCGGUUAUAUCUGAACAAAAACCAGCUCUGUUUGCAGCCCUUCCAGUUCCCGCAGUAACCUCAACUAGUAAUUCAUCCACUCAGACUAUGCAAGCCCGACAGCCUGUCAAUUACGCAAGUAUUCAUGCUACACUUGCCGUGGAGGAAACGAGGAAAUCUUUCAAAAAGUUAAUUGGUGACCUCCCUUCCCCAGAGACAUUGGACCCUCCUAGAUUACUCGAAAAAUUCUUAGACUUAGAAUUGAAGAGAACGGAAGAGAUAACGAAGGAGUUACCAAAACUGUUACCGACAAGGGACCCUAGACUUCAGCACAUUGUGGUGUACAUGCAACACUGCAAGUGUCACCAUAACCACAUCAUGUACAUGCUCCUUGAACAGGUUGCUGAGGGAUUCUCUGAAACUGCUGAAAUGAUUGGAGCAAAGAAAGUUCAACAGUGUGCUGCCGCUAUGAUUAAGAGACAACGGGAGGAGAAGCAAGAGUCAAAUGUGGCCAUGGAACAUCAUCUACAGAUAUGGCAUGAAACCUACCAGAAGUUUUUGAAGACAGCCUUGUUAUUUGUUAAAGGAAUUAUCUUUUAUUUUGAUGAAAAACAUCUCCAGUCUUUGCCAUACCUCCUACACGCUCACCUUCUCACACUGGACUUGACAAAGAAACAUCCCAACUGUGGACUCACAAAUCCAAAGAUUUUGGCCUUCUUCUUGCGGCAGACUUUACUGCAUUUAAACGACACGCUGACGUCCCAAUUUGAGGAAAAAGUUGAUGUGGUGGACAUUUUGGGGAGUGUUAUCAGUAAUGUAUUACCGUGUAUGCAGACGGUCAUCGAUAUCGGCUCUAGUGAGGAUGUGGCAGCCAUUGAAGAAAUCCGAGAAAAGUGGUGCUCAUACUUGGGACAGGAGAUUGAUUCCAACAAGGCAGAACUCCUCCAAGACUUUUUAUCAAAAUUAUUUGAACCACCAUACGACCUUAAGUUGCCAUCAAUGCCUCGUAUUGGCUCAGAGAGCUUUUACCAGUUGCAUAAACAAUUCACACAAGUCAUGGAAAAGGCUGUUGAAUAUGGAUACGUUGAAAAGGCUCUCAAGGGGUCCUGAUGUGUGUCCUGAAGUUUCCAUGUUUUGUGUGCGAUAUCAUUUGUUGCAUUCAGAGCAACCUGUCUCCAUAUGCUGGCAUGAAAAUCUCCAAAUUCUUCAGCAAAAAGGACACAAAGCAUCACUCUAGUUUGAGUGAAAGGUUCUUCUGUCUUAGAAUCAGGCAAGCUCUGAAAAAAGAGGCUUAAUUUGUGUGUGUAAAGUGUCUUCCCAGAUAAGCCUGAAAUCUGCAUAGGCUAGUCAGAGACGAUACUGUCCUCUUUACUGGAAUUUUUCUUUUAACCAAAGUGUCUUCUACAUGAAAGUCCAGUCUAUAGGGAAAGUGUCUUCCCCAAUUAGCCUGUGCGGACUGUACAUGCUAAUCUGGGACGACACAAGGCACAUGCAUUUAGCCCAGUUUUCCCAGAACAAGGCUCAAAUAAUUGGGUUGAAAUUGCAGUGUGAAUAGACAAAAAAUGUCUUAGUUGUAAAAGGAUUCUGGAUAAUAACAGAGUGGUUAGGUUUCAGUGGUGAACUUGUAAAAAGCUUUAUUAAAAGGAUUCUUAUGGGUGUUUUCUGGAUAGUUCUCUAAUUUUAUCAGCAGGGACAUCUGUUGAUAAUCAUAUGUAUAAGGCACGUCACAUUUUGAGUAGUGAAAUGUCAAGGUAAUCCUUCAAGGUCAAAGGUCAAACAUCUUUUUUAUGCCCCUGGAUCGAAAGAUCGGGGGCAUAUUGUUUUUGGCCUGUCUGUCUGUCUGUCAUUCAUUGUGCGUGUCACAAACUUUAAACUUGGUUAAACUUUUGCAGUAACUUUUUGAAUAUCGAAGAUAGCAACUUGAUAUUUGGCAUGCAUGUGUAUCUCAUGAAGCUGCACAUUUCGGUUGGUGAAAUGUUAAUGUCAUCCUUCAAGGCCAAAAGUAAAAAAAUACAAUCCAAGGGGAGUAAUAAGCUUUAAAAGGGAAAUAAUUUCUAAAUUUGCCAAAUGAUAUAUUGAAAUUUUAUUUCAAAGCGGCGCUAUAGGGAACAUUGUGUUUCUGACAAACACAUCUCUUGUUAGCUGUUGUUCUUGAAUAAAUUCUUUUGCUUUGUGGUAAAUUAUUCUCACUUUUUUACCUUUCUUUCAUGUUUAUUAAAGAGAGAUGUGGAAAAAAAAGUGUGGCACUAAGUAAAAAGAUUCUUAAAAAAAACCAGCAUUAGGUUAACAAUACUUGAUAAAAUUGUGUUCAAACUUACACUGUUAUACAUGUACUGGGUUGCUGUUUCUGAGAGUGGGGCAAGAACGUCCCCAGUUGUUCCGCAGAUCUACUUGUCAACCACUUCAUUUAAACUAUCAUCAUAUGCAGAACAUAAUCAUUACAUUCUUAGCAUUUGUAUAAGUCUCGUUCUUAAAACACUGCGCUUAGUGCAUGCCGGUAAAGUGUUGUCACAGACGUUUAAUGCAUAUGGGUAAAGUGAUGUCUCAAAUACUUUAACCGUGUGCAUUUAGCCCAGUUUUUCCCCUGACUAAGCGCAUAUUCGCUUGUGCUGUUGACUCAAAUCAAGAUACUCUUUGAGCAUGUUUAUGAGUCAUCACAUGUUUACUUACUCAUAUGACAUUGUUUUCAUUCUUACUGAGAUUCUUUCCAAGCAUUGAGUCAUUUACAAUUCAGUACUUUUCAACGCUUAAUCUCAACUUUAAGUAUAGUUUGUUACCUUAUUUACUCACUUAAAGCAGGGCAUUUGUAUUAAAAUCCAGCUGUUGUUGUAAUAUAUCACAUGUAAACUAUCUUACUCCGCAAAUUUUAUAUGUGUAUAAAAUAAUCACCAUUUUGUUAUUACAACCAUUUCGACAUGUUCUGGCUACUGCAAACAACAAAUACAGGGUUUAUUAUUAUUAAUAGUAAAAUGAAGUUUGUCUUAAUAAGGAUAACAAUACAAGUGAAGAGUUGUUGGUGUUUUACUAGUAUAAAGUUAAUUGUAACAUUAUGCUUGUAUACAUGAAUGAGUUAAUAAGUUAUGUAGCUUGGUUUGUUUUGUUUAUCAAAAAUAAUAAUAAACAACCCACAAAUAUUAAUUCAUGUUGCACUGUGAUUAAAUCAAAUUUGGGAUGUAGAUAUAUGAGUCGCGUUCUGAGAAACCUGGGCAUAAUGCUUAUGCGUAAAGUGUCGUCCCAAAUUAGCCUGUGCAGUCCGCACAGACUAAUCAGGGACGACACUUUCCACUUUUUAGGACAUUUUUUGUUAUAAUGAAGUUUCUUUUUAGCUAAAAUCCAAUUUAGGCGGAAAAUGUGGGAUGACACUUUAUGCACAUGCCUUAUGCCCAGUUUUCUCAGACAUGACUCAUAUGAUUAUGUUGUUUUUAACAUGUUGUUGCAGAAUGCCUUUCCACUUAGUGCUAACUUUAUAGUAAUUCAAUAAAGCUAGAUGUGAUUGAAUUAUUUUGAAGUAUUAUUUUGUAUUUAUCUUGUCACUCACUAUAUUUAUGUAUUAACAGUUCAACGUUAACAGUGUUAUUGAGUAUGUUCCAUUAAAAUAUCUUUGUUAAAUCAA